GAUGGGAAAGGUGCUCCUUUUGGUUUUGGCCACAGUGCUGCUGUCUUCCGCAUUUGUCACAGCGCAGGUGAAGCCAAGUACAGAGAUCGGUCGGGUUACUGUCCAAGUGCCGUUGCUGUCGAAUGGAAAGCCCGUUAUGACCCAGGAUAAGGAUAAGGAUCUGGUGGAGGUGGCGCAUGUGGUGGAGCUGAAGCCGGGCAAGGUGGUAGGCGAGGAGGUGCUGGUGCCACCCACAGUUAAAAUGCCGCCGGCCAAGGUGCGAAAUAUGAGAGCUAUUGUCGAAACGGUGAAUCCUGGAGUACCCAAUCAUAAUAUACCCAAUCCUGGCGUACCACAUCAUGGUAUACCUAACCCGGGAGUCGAGAGCCACGGCUUGCCCAACCCUGGCGUAUCCAAGCCAGGUGUCCCCAAUGUAGGUGUCCCCAAUCCAGGUAUCACCCAACCGGGAAAUCCAAAUUCUGGCACACAAAGCCCCACCUCGGAAGUUCAACCAGUUGUCGUUGCACCACCUAGCACCACGCAUACACCAGAUGUGUCGACCAAACACAUGCCAUCCAAGAACUGUCAUCAGCUGCUAUUGGCUGGCACCACAGGCCCAUCCGUUGCGUUGCCAGUUCCGCCGACUCCCGUGGAGAGCUGCGAUAAGCUGUGCACCAAGUUUGAGCUGAAUCCGAUUUGCGCCCAUAACGGCAUCUGCAUUCAUGAGUUUCCCAAUCAAUGCAUCAUGGACACUUUCAAUUGUAAGCAUCGCGAUUUGUCCUUCCGUGCCGUGGAUGAGGAUAUCUGCCGCAUGGGCUUGUGCGCUCGUCGCUGCAAGGAGGAGGAUCUUAAGAUGUAAGCUUGGUUGGUGCCUGAAACUAAAUACAACUUCUGUCAUA
Molecule: messenger RNA, 878 nt
Organism: Drosophila novamexicana
Lineage: Eukaryota; Metazoa; Arthropoda; Insecta; Diptera; Drosophilidae
Exons: 2
Coding region: 2-838 (278 amino acids)
Molecular function (GO): protein binding
Source: RefSeq, a predicted model, not a curated record